AUGGCGGCGGCGGCGGCGGGCGCGGGCGCGGGCGCGGGCGCGGGCGCGGGCGGCGGCGGCGGCGGGGUCCUCCCCGGGUCUGUCCCCGCGACGAACUCGCCGAAGCCGGUGUCCGCGGGCGCGUCCGGGUCGUGGUUCGGGGGGUUCGACACGACGUUGAACGCCCUGUUCGCGUCGACACCCCCGGCCGAGAAGAAGGAGCCGCCCGCGGCCUCGUCGGCGGUGUAG
Messenger RNA from Micromonas pusilla CCMP1545, 228 nucleotides. RefSeq lists its product as uncharacterized. NCBI's taxonomy places the organism in Eukaryota, Viridiplantae, Chlorophyta, Mamiellophyceae, Mamiellales, Mamiellaceae. The record is from RefSeq and is a predicted model, not a curated record. The transcript has a single exon. The coding region runs from base 1 to 228 and encodes 75 amino acids.